Molecule: messenger RNA, 4107 nt
Organism: Scatophagus argus
Lineage: Eukaryota; Metazoa; Chordata; Actinopteri; Scatophagidae
Gene: usp48
Product: ubiquitin specific peptidase 48
Exons: 28
Coding region: 278-3430 (1050 amino acids)
Biological process (GO): protein deubiquitination
Cellular component (GO): cytosol; nucleus
Molecular function (GO): protein binding; cysteine-type deubiquitinase activity; cysteine-type endopeptidase activity
Source: RefSeq, a predicted model, not a curated record
CGGCUUUGGGUUUGGGACGCCGUGCAAGAUGGCGGAAAGCAACAACUUCCGGUUCAAAAAGGUUGAGGAGCGAGGAAGUGUCAAAUAUCAAAUAAGGGAAUUGAUAGACGUACCAUCGGACGUCGCCUGCGUCAUAGUUGACGUCGUGUUGAUUUUGAGAGGAGUAAAUUAUUUAUUUAUAAACUGACGUAAGGGCGCUAAAUCUAAAAUAAACCGUGAAUAAAAUGUGAAAAUACAUAAAAUAUUUUGGCGAAGCUGCUGCACGCAUGAAAGGAGCAUGGCGCCCCGAUUACAGCUGGAGAAAGCGGCUUGGCGUUGGGUGGAAACGGUGAAACCAGAAGAAAUAACGCAGGAGCAUAUCGACCUAGCAUAUCGCGUCAAUCUCCCGGCCUGCAAGAGAGGAACCUGCAGGAGGAACUGCAAAGGGAAUCCCAACUGUCUUGUGGCUAUCGGUGAACAGGCGUGGCUCGGGGAGAUUGAUGAAAAUACUUUCCACAAUAUCGACGACCCAAAUUCAGAGCGUCGAGACAAGAACACAUUUGUUGGCCUGACAAACCUGGGUGCAACAUGUUACGUCAACACAUUCCUGCAGGUGUGGUUCCACAACCUGGAGCUGCGUAGGAGCCUCUAUCAGUGCCAUAAUUCCCGAGCACAGGAACACAAUAUUGAGUCUGAUUACGAGCCUCAGUCCAUCUGUGAGCAUCUGCAAUAUCUGUUUGCACUCCUGCAGAACAGCAACAGAAAGUACAUUGACCCUUCAGGGCUGGUCAAAGCAUUGGGCCUGGACACUGGACAGCAGCAGGAUGCCCAGGAGUUUUCAAAGCUUUUCUUAUCUUUAUUGGAAGAUACACUAUCGAAGCAGAAGAACACCAGUCUGCAGAAUGUCAUCCAGCAGCAGUUCUGUGGACAGUUCUCCUACGUUACUGUCUGUAACCAGUGUGGUCGGUCAUCUGCACUGCCGUCCAGAUUCUAUGAGCUGGAGCUGAACAUCCAGGGCCACAAGAACCUCACUGAAUGCAUCACAGAGUUCCUGAAGGAGGAGAAGCUGGAUGGGGAGAACCGCUACUUCUGUGAGAGCUGUCAGAGUAAGCAGAACGCCACCCGAAGGAUCAGACUACACAGCCUUCCUCCAACCCUCAACCUGCAGCUCAUGCGUUUUGUCUUUGACAGACAAACAGGCCACAAGAAGAAGCUCAACACUUUUAUCAGUUUUCCAGAGCAGCUGGACAUGGGCCCUUUCUUGGAAGGAAAAGAAGACCAAAAGUGUGUUUAUGAACUCAGUGCAGUGCUGAUCCAUCGGGGAAUCAGUGCCUACUCAGGCCACUACAUUGCCCACGUGAAGGAUGCUUGUACUGGCGACUGGUACAAAUUCAAUGACGAGGAAAUUGAGAAGAUGGAAGGCAAGAACUUACAACUUGGCAUUGAGGAGGACAUUGCUGAGACAGUGAAGUCCCAGACACGAAAACCAAAGUGUAGUAAAGGCUACCACUGCUCUAGAAAUGCGUACAUGCUGGUGUAUAAGGUCCAAGAAGAGGAGAGCUCAGAUCCCUCCAGGACCAGUGUCGAGGUGCCAGCCUUUCUUCAGAGGUUGGUGGACCAAGACAAUCAUAAAUUUGAGGAGUGGUGCAGUGAAAUGGCUGACAUGAGAAAACAGAGUGUGGAUAAGGGCAAAGCCAAGCAUGAGGAGGUGAAGGAGCUCUACAAGCUUUUACCUGCAAGAGACGGUGAGCCAUAUGAGUUUAUCCCCCUGGACUGGCUGAAGAAGUGGCUGGAGGAUUCCACUGCCACAAAAGAAAUCGACAACUCCCUCUUCUUGUGUUCUCACAGCAAACUGCACCCAGACAAGGUGGGAGAAUCAAAGAGGGUUUCUUUCCAAGCUGCUCAGCUCCUCUAUGAGCGCUACAGUGGAGGGCCGAGACUAGACGGCUCCUCUCUGUGUAGAGAGUGUGUUGGCCAGCGAUGUAGGGUGCUGCGACUGAAGAACCAGCUCAAUGAAGACUACAAGGAAGUCUCCAACCUGGUCAAACGCACGCUCAGUGGGGAGGGCUACUGGGUGGGCAAAGCAUCUCUACGUAGCUGGAGGCAGUUGGCUUUGGAUCAACUUGAGGAGGACGAACAUGAAACCAAACACAGCAACGGCCCAACCAACGGACAGGGACCACACACCAACAACAGCAAAGAGUUUGGCCCAGAACUCUCAGAGAACAACGAGGACGAGAUGAAGACCUUCAAUGAAGACAUUGUCUGCAGUCACGGGGGUUUGAGUAUUUUAGAGACCGAGCGGAAGCUGGUAUCACCUGAGGUUUGGACCAAACUGAGGGCAUAUUUCCCCAAAGCGCCUGAAUUCACCCAGAACCAAGAGCCCUGUCAGCAGUGCCUGACAUUAGAGCAGGAAGAAAAGGACAACGAGGCCGUCAGUAAGAUGAUGGCCCUGGACCAGAAGAACCAAUUGCUGAACCUGUUCCAGGAGAAGAACCGGCCAACACUCACCAAGUGGCCUCAGGGCACAGACGUACUUUACAUAGUCCCUCUUUUUUUCGUGGAUGAGUGGAGAAAAUUCAUCAGGAGACCCACUAAAUCCUCUCCAGUUUCUAAUGUGGGCAACACUCUCCUGCUCUGUCCCCACGGAGGCUUCAUGUUCACCUACGACUCUCUGAUCAACGGAGAUGCACAACAUAUAGCUCUACUCUGGCCCAGUGAAUGGGACGUUAUCAGCAGACUCUUCAUCGUAGACCAGCCAAUCUCCAUCCACUGCUUCAAACAGACCACAGCCAGUGGUCCCACCACUCACUACACAACUCAGCCUGAUCUAUGUUGGGAGUGCAGAGAGAGCUUCCUUUUUCAGCAGCAGAGGGACCUUAGAGAAUACACCCAAGCAACCAUCUACAUCCGCAAGGUCAUAGAAGACAAGAGGAUGAUAAAGGAGGCGGCUCCAGAACUGACCGCCAGCAGCUCUGAAGCAGAGGAGGAGAAAGAAGAACAUCCAAAGGUGGAUGGAGACAGGGACCCAGACUUCAGCCAGUCAGAAGACGGUGCGAAGCGGCUAAAGUUGAGUGACAGCAGCGCAGCAUCAGCGGCUGCUGUUCCUGUGACAAACGUGACCAAAGUGGGCGGAGUCAGGAGAAGCACACGGCACAGGAAACUCAGAGGAGAGAAAGCACUCAUCGUUUCAGCUAAUCAAACGCUUAAAGAGCUGAAAAUACAGAUUAUGCAUGCCUUCUCUGUGGCUCCGUUUGACCAGAACCUCUCUAUUGAUGGAAAAAGUCUGACAGAUGACUCAGCCACACUGGGCAGUUUGGGCGUCAUCCCUGAAAGCAUCAUCUGUCUUAAGGCUGAUGAGCCGAUAUCAGACUAUGCUGCAAUGGAUGAUGUCUAUCAGGUGGGAAUGCCUGAAGAGGGAUUCAAAGGCACUGGGCUUCUUGGGCACUGAGGAAAGCUGUGCUGUAGCAAUGUAGCAAUGCUUGAAUUGGACGCGUAACAGAUGGAAAUUUCUUAAUAAAAAAAUAAAAGAAAGAAAGAAAAAAAAAAGCUUGAAAAUGUCAAGUGUCCACAUAUAAAUAAGUGCUUUAAUUUGUUUUUUUACGUUUUGAGUAGGCUUUCUUAAAAUAAACUGUGACUCUGUUGCAAAGCCGCUGUUUUUCCCUACAUAAGGUUAGCUGGCCUUUGGUAUUUAAAUUUCCUAAUCAUUCUGAAGGACUGGUGGAUCUGGUGGCACUCAGUGGAUCUGUUUCAUUCUGAGGCUUGGCUUCAGUUUACUUCUACUGUUACUCAAGAACAUGUUCUUUCUUUCCAUCAUGUGGAAGCUUGUGUUCUCACUGCAGAGUUUUCAGGUUUGUCAAAAGAAUGCACGAGUAACUGUUAAGUAUUGCAAAUAUAACUGCUCUUAAAUGUUAGAACAUUUAUUACCUCUACAGCAAAUCUAUAUUCAUAUACUCCAUGUGGCAUUUAGAGAUACAUAGCUACACGGUAUGUAUAGAGGCUGAUUCCUGCGGAAGUUUCAGCAACGCAAACCUCAAGAGUUGAAAGUGAGAAACAGAGUACAAGCAGUGAUAUGUCCUGUUCUUUUCACUGUUAUUUCUUAUGGACAAUAAAGUUAUUUUCAAAGCA